AUGAUAGGCACCAACACAGAUGAUGUAAAAAUCGUGGGAAUCUACGAUAUGGGUGGCAUCGGAAAACUGACUCUUGCUAAAGUAGUCUACAACAUGAUUACCAAGGACUUCGCUUAUUGUUGUUCCCUUGACGAUGUUAGUGAAACUGCAAACUCAAAAGGAAUUUUAUAUUUGCAGAACCGUCUAAUUUCAGCCCUUUCAAGGAAGGCAAUUCCAUUUGCUAAUAGCGUGGACGAUGGGAUAAUGAUGAUAGAGGAGAGAUUUUCCCUUAAGAAAGCUCUUAUUCUUCUUGAUGAUGUCGGUGAAAAGAGUCAAUUAACUGCACUAUUGGGGAGGCGAUGUCACUUUGGUCUAGGAAGCCGGAUACUUAUAACCACAAGAAAUGCAAUUGUCCUUCAUGGAUUUGAUGUAAAGACUUAUCAAGUUUGUGAAUUGGAUUCGAAUGCAUCGCUUCAGCUUUUCAGCAAGCAUGCUUUUAGAAGAGAUCACCCUCCACCAGAAAAAUUAGAGCUGUCUAGAGAAAUUUUGAAGAUAGCCCAAGGUCUUCCAUUGGCUAUUGAGGUAAUGGGUUCAACUUUAUCAUUGUAUGGAAAAAGAAAAGAAAUCUGGGAUGAGCUCCUAGAGAAGUGGAAAAUGGGUCCUAUUGAGGAAAUUCAAAAUAAGUUGAUGAUAAGUUAUGAAGCAUUGGAUCUUUGCGAGAAGCAAAUAUUUCUUGAUAUAGCUUGUCUUUUAAUUGGAUGUGAUAAGACUAAUGCAAUAUACAUGCGGAGAGAAAUUCAUUUACACCCAAUAAAAGGAUUUAAAGUUCUUCAAAUGAUGUCACUAAUUAAGAUUGAAAAAGGCAAUAAGUUUUGGAUGUAUGAUCAUCUCAGAAAUCUUGGUAGAGAAAUUGUUUCUCAAGAAAGUGGGGGGAAUUUAGCCCAAACCAGUAGAUUGUGGAACCAUGAGGAGGCACUGGAUGUACUACAGAGGAGUGAGGUAAAUACUGGGUCUGACUACUCAAAUAUAAUUAAGGGCUGUUUUUAG
Molecule: messenger RNA, 1026 nt
Organism: Eucalyptus grandis
Lineage: Eukaryota; Viridiplantae; Streptophyta; Magnoliopsida; Myrtales; Myrtaceae
Product: TMV resistance protein N-like
Exons: 1
Coding region: 1-1026 (341 amino acids)
Biological process (GO): defense response
Molecular function (GO): ADP binding
Source: RefSeq, a predicted model, not a curated record